AUGUCCUCCAACCCAAAGCAGGCUUCGGUCGCAUCCGGCCUGCGCGUCGACCAUGCCGAAUCCCACGAUAACCGCCAUGUCGCAGCCAUGGGCCGCACCACCUCCGGCCGCGCCCUCAAGAUCCGCGCAUACCCCAAGUUCAACACGCUCGAAGAAGAGCGGGUGUACCGGAAACAACACCUCGCGGCCGCCUACCGCAUCUUCGCCUCGCGGGGCUUCGAUGAGGGCGUGGCUGGCCACAUAUCUGUGCGCGACCCGAUUUUGCAUGAUCAUUUCUGGCUGAAUCCACUGUCCACGCACUUCUCGCUCAUUCGCGUAUCAGACUUGAUACUCGUGAAUGAGCAGGGAGAAGUGGUGGAGGGCAAUGAACCAAUCAAUGCAGCGGCUUUUGCGAUCCACAGCGCGAUCCAUAAGAGGCGGCCAGAUGUGGAUGCGGCAUGUCAUGCGCAUAGUGUGUAUGGCAAGGCGUUCAGUGCGUUUGGGAGGGAGUUAGACAUGAUCACGCAAGAUAGCAUUCGCUUCUAUAAAUCUCAUGGCGUGUAUAAAGAUUUCGGCGGUGUGGUGCUCGCGUCGGAAGAAGGUGAGCGAAUAGCCGAUGCGUUGGGCGAUGGCAAAGCUGCCAUCCUGCAAAACCAUGGCAUCUUGACGGUAGGCAAGACGGUGGAUGAGGCAGCGUUCUGGUUCUUAAGCCUUGACAAGACGUGUCAAGCGCAGCUGCUUGUUGAUGCGGCGAGUGCGGGGAGUGGAAAUAAGCCAAAAAUCAUUGGUGAUAAAGAGGCGGCAGAGACGUAUAAGCAGGUUGGGACACCGGAGAAAGGCUGGCUGGCGUUUCAAAGCUAUUACGACGAGGUUCUUGCGAAGACGGGUGGUGACUUCCUCAAGUAG
Molecule: messenger RNA, 885 nt
Organism: Parastagonospora nodorum SN15
Lineage: Eukaryota; Fungi; Ascomycota; Dothideomycetes; Pleosporales; Phaeosphaeriaceae
Exons: 1
Coding region: 1-885 (294 amino acids)
Cellular component (GO): cytoskeleton
Molecular function (GO): actin filament binding
Source: RefSeq, a predicted model, not a curated record